Messenger RNA from Torulaspora delbrueckii, 864 nucleotides. RefSeq lists its product as uncharacterized. The transcript has a single exon. The record is from RefSeq and is a predicted model, not a curated record. Lineage: Eukaryota; Fungi; Ascomycota; Saccharomycetes; Saccharomycetales; Saccharomycetaceae. Gene Ontology annotation, molecular function: GDP binding; GTP binding; GTPase activity. Bases 1 to 864 code for a protein of 287 amino acids. Gene Ontology annotation, cellular component: plasma membrane. Gene Ontology annotation, biological process: signal transduction.
AUGUCCAUGAAUAAGUCGAAUAUUAGAGAAUAUAAGUUAGUUGUUGUUGGUGGAGGUGGUGUCGGUAAGUCUGCUCUGACGAUACAAUUGAUUCAAUCUCAUUUUGUGGAUGAAUAUGACCCAACUAUAGAGGACUCCUACCGUAAGCAGGUGGUCAUUGAUGAUAAAGUCACUAUCUUGGAUAUAUUGGAUACUGCAGGUCAAGAAGAAUAUUCCGCGAUGAGAGAACAGUACAUGAGGACUGGUGAAGGGUUCUUACUGGUGUACUCGGUCACUUCGAGGACUUCUUUUGAUGAACUGAUGACUUAUUACCAGCAAAUUCAAAGGGUUAAGGAUGUCGAGUAUGUUCCUGUAGUUGUUGUUGGUAACAAAUCGGAUCUUGAGGAAGAGAGACAAGUCGCGUAUGAGGAUGGGUUAAACAUGGCCAAGCAGAUCAAUGCACCUUUCCUUGAGACCUCAGCUAAGCAAGCUGUUAAUGUUGACGAGGCGUUUUAUACUUUGGUUCGUCUAGUUAGAGAAGGAGGUGGCUCUUACAACAAGCACUCAAAACGUAACACCACACCCGCCAAUGCAAACGCUGGGGGUUCUAGUGUGGUUAAUUCCCAUGAGAACGAUGCCAGUCUCGCUGCUGCUAAUAACAACCCUGAUUUAACCUCUCAAACUCAAUCCAAUCUGAAAUCACAGGCGAAUGCCACCCACAAGGGCCAACACAGUAACGUGGGCCAACAAAAUGUCCAGGCGAACCAGGGUCAAACUGCGACAUCCGCUGGUAACAAUGCUAAGCAGAGCAGAGCGCAACAAUCAUCAAAAAAUAACGAUUCUUCUAAAGACUCUGGUAAAUCUGGUUGCUGCACUAUUUGUUAA